Messenger RNA from Plectropomus leopardus (leopard coralgrouper), 400 nucleotides. NCBI's taxonomy places the organism in Eukaryota, Metazoa, Chordata, Actinopteri, Perciformes, Serranidae. The record is from RefSeq and is a predicted model, not a curated record.
GGAGAGACUACUGGCCAAAGAAUGCAGGCUUUACAGGCUGAGAAACAACCACAGGAUCUCUGUAGCUGCUGCCUCCAAGCUGCUGUCAAACAUGAUGCUGGGUUACAGAGGCAUGGGGCUCUCCAUGGGGAGCAUGAUCUGUGGAUGGGACAAAGAGGGCCCUGGUCUGUACUAUGUGGAUGAUAAUGGGACGCGUCUGUCUGGCCGCAUGUUCUCUACCGGCUGUGGUAACAGUUACGCCUACGGCGUGGUGGACAGCGGUUACCGGGACGACAUGACUGUGGAGGAGGCGUAUGAUCUGGGCCUUCGGGGCAUUGCUCAUGCCACACACAGAGACGCUUACUCUGGAGGGUUUGUCAACAGUAAGUUGAAUUACUUUUUUUAAAUUUUGCAUUUUAAG